Papilio xuthus (Asian swallowtail) is the source of this 1570-nucleotide messenger RNA. It is a transcript of the gene bwa, whose product is annotated as alkaline ceramidase. The record is from RefSeq and is a predicted model, not a curated record. The transcript is spliced from 5 exons. Gene Ontology annotation, cellular component: membrane. Lineage: Eukaryota; Metazoa; Arthropoda; Insecta; Lepidoptera; Papilionidae. Gene Ontology annotation, molecular function: hydrolase activity, acting on carbon-nitrogen (but not peptide) bonds, in linear amides. The coding region runs from base 253 to 1062 and encodes 269 amino acids. Gene Ontology annotation, biological process: ceramide catabolic process.
CUUUGUCAGUUAGUCACUGAUGACAAUUUAGUUUACAACAAAUUCGCGUGCAGUGAACCCGAAUACCAAUAACACUUUGAAAAUAUUUUUAUUUCUAUUCAUAAUUUUUGUAUGAGAAUUUUUUUGAAAUACUUUAAAUUAAAUAAUUACUUAGUGUUUUCUCCGCAACCUUCGAUAAUCUUUGAAUUUUAGAGCUAGUGUCUAUAUAUUUCAUUCUUUUUUGAUGUAAACAAAGAAACUGAAAUUGUAAAAAUGUGGUCGCAUUUAGAACGAGGAAGUUCACCUGUAGAUUGGUGCGAAUCUAAUUAUUCUAUUUCUCCAGUUAUAGCAGAAUUUUUUAACACUGUGACGAAUAUAAUUUUUUUCUUAUUUCCGCCCGUAUUGAUCCACUUGUUUCAAGAAUAUUCCAAAUUCGUUAAUCCUGCAAUAAAUGUGUUGUGGGUCCUGUUAAUGGUUGUUGGGUUAAGUUCAGCUUAUUUUCACGCUACUCUCAGCUUAGUAGGCCAGCUACUGGAUGAGCUAGCAAUACUUUGGGUUUUCAUGGCUGCUUUUGCUAUGUUCUUCCCCAAGCGGUAUUUUCCAAAAUUUAUGGGUGGAAACAGGAGGUUGCUAUCGUUUUACUGUAGCUUGUUCGCGGUUGUGGCGACUGGUUUCCUGGUGAUGCAUCCCGCAGCUAAUGCCUUUGCUCUGAUGACCCUCGUGGCGCCGGCCCUGUACUUCCUCUACAAAGAACUUAACAUGGUUAAAUGCCCUCGCGUCUAUAGACUAGGGCUGCGUUGCAUGGCUGUAUGUCUAUUGGCGAUGUUCUGCUGGAUUAUAGACAGAAUGUUCUGCAACGCGUGGCUCUCCAUCGACUUCCCAUACCUGCACGGAGUCUGGCACAUACUUAUCUUCAUAGCUAGUUACACAGCCCUAGUUCUCGGAGCAUACUUCAAUGUCUCAGAAGAAAGGCCCGAACAAAGACCACAACUAAAGUAUUGGCCAAGAAACGACUUUGAAUUAGGUAUACCGUAUGUUGCAAUCAAACAUCCUCGCAAGAAUGAUAAGAAUUUAACAAUCUAGGUUAUUUAUUUUUAAUCUGUGUGAUUUUAUAUAUGCACGUAAUUAAGGUGUUGCAAUAAUAUAAAAGUAUUUAGCUUUGGAUGUGGAUCUGCUUUAUUUUUCUUUUUUAUACUGCCAGUAAGUUUAGGUAAGAAAUUUUAUUUUGCUUUAUUACCGUGUGCAAAAAGUCUGACUUAAAAUUAAACUUAUAUGAAGAGUAAACAAAUAUUUAAACAUGACCAGUUUUGUUUAAAAUCGUAUGUAUAAAAUGAGUCACAUUAAUAAUACAAAAUAGAAUUAUAUACAUUUAAAUAAUGGAUUUAAUCUAAUUAUGUCGCACAAACACGAAAAACAAUAUUAUGUAUUAUGAACAAGCAAUAAUUACUUUUAUAUUUUCUUAGACGACAUUUUAAUUAAAGUUUAAGUAAGCAUUUGUUCCAAUAAAUCUAUCAAUAUUUAUUAUUUUGUGUCUAUAAAGGAACUGUUCCUUUUUGCCUUAUAUUUUAAGUUGGCAAUACUUGUAUAUUUU